AUGCCCUCAUCAAAGGGCUCAAAUGGCUCCGGCGCGCAGGUCAGCCAUCGUCUCCGAAACUUCUUUCGCAUCAACAGCGCCGCCAGCACCGCUGGUGAAAAGGACAAGGCCGCCUCCAACAAUGCGUCCCGCACUUCUGCCUCUAACAACGCCGCUGCCUCCGACAUGUCUGGCCCCAAGCCCUCCCGUCAUGCCAAGUUCUUCAGCAACACCGUCGGCAGACUCCGCGCCCACACCGUCGCCAGCGAGGGCAACCAGCUCGAAGAGGCCAUGAGCCCUACUGCUCACGCCAACCCCUACUUUGCCCACCAGGGCCAGCCCGACCUGCGCCAUCACAACGAGGGCUCCGUGCCCCCCAGUCCUCCUGAUACUCCCGAGCUCAACGCCAGCGGGCCCGAUGGUGUUCCUGCCGACCAGGCCGCCAGCGAGACCAAGGAGGAGCUUGCUCGUCGUCUGCGCCGCGUGGCUAGUGCCCCCAAUGCCCAAGGCCUGUUCGCCAGCGCCCAGUCCGACGCGGUCCCGGCGCUGCCCGUGGCCAUGUCCGCCGCUGGCCAACGACCUGCAACCGCCGAGCUCGGCAGGGAUCCUCUCAUUGCCGAUCCGGAGAGCGGCUCCAUUGGCCUUGCACAGUCUCAGUCGGAAUCGUCCAAAAGCAACAGCCAUGCCCGUGCCGCCGAAGACGUCCUCUCGGCAUUGCCAGCCCCUAGCGCUUCCUUGGCUUUCCGGAGGACGUACAGCUCCAACUCCAUCAAAGUUCGCAAUGUUGAAGUUGGCCCUGCCAGUUUUGACAAGAUUAAGCUCAUUGGAAAGGGUGAUGUUGGCAAGGUCUAUCUUGUGAGGGAGAAGAAGAGCAGCAGACUUUAUGCCAUGAAGGUCUUGAGCAAAAAGGAAAUGAUCAAGCGGAACAAGAUCAAGCGCGCUCUCGCUGAGCAGGAAAUCCUGGCAACGAGCAACCAUCCAUUCAUUGUCACGCUUUAUCACUCCUUCCAGUCUGACGAGCACUUAUACCUGUGCAUGGAAUACUGCAGCGGUGGAGAGUUCUUCCGAGCCUUGCAAACUCGCCCUGGGAAGUGCAUUCCCGAGGACGACGCUCGUUUCUAUGCGGCCGAAGUUACGGCCGCUCUCGAGUACCUUCAUCUCAUGGGCUUCAUCUACCGUGAUUUGAAACCUGAGAAUAUUCUGCUUCACCAAUCCGGCCACAUCAUGCUUUCAGACUUUGACCUUUCCAAGCAGUCAGACCCUGGCGGCAAGCCCACCAUGAUUAUCGGAAAGAACGGUGCCCGGACAGAUGCCUUGCCCACAAUCGACACCAGAUCCUGCAUCGCCAACUUCCGGACGAACUCAUUCGUCGGUACGGAGGAAUACAUUGCCCCCGAGGUUAUUAAGGGUUCCGGGCACACAAGCGCUGUGGACUGGUGGACGCUGGGCAUUCUCAUCUACGAAAUGCUGUACGGCACCACGCCGUUCAAGGGAAAGAAUAGAAACGCCACCUUCGCCAACAUUCUGCGUGAGGACAUUCCGUUCCCUGACCAUGCAGGGGCGCCUCAAAUUUCAAACCUCUGCAAAUCGUUGAUUCGAAAACUCUUGAUCAAGGACGAGAACAGGAGGUUAGGAGCCCGGGCCGGCGCAUCCGAUAUCAAGGUGCAUCCAUUCUUCCGCUCAACUCAGUGGGCUUUGAUUCGCCACAUGAAGCCGCCCAUUGUCCCCCACCCUACCAAGGGAAUAGACACAGUCAAUUUCCGAAACGUCAAGGAGAGUGAAAGCGUGGACAUCAGCGGGUCAAGAAUCAAGGGCGUGCCGCUGGACAGCGGAUUGGCAACCCCGGGAGCUGAGAUGGAGGAUCCCUUCAGCGAGUUCAACAGCGUGACGCUGCAUCACGACGGCGAUGACCAUCACCAGCACAUUGUUCAUCACCCUUCGGUCAGCCAACAGGUAAGCGCUUCUUCAUAG
This is a messenger RNA of Metarhizium album ARSEF 1941, 1950 nucleotides long. RefSeq names its product Serine/threonine-protein kinase domain protein. The record is from RefSeq and is a predicted model, not a curated record. Gene Ontology annotation, molecular function: protein serine/threonine kinase activity; ATP binding. Gene Ontology annotation, biological process: protein phosphorylation. Gene Ontology annotation, cellular component: plasma membrane; cytoplasm; nucleus. The coding region runs from base 1 to 1950 and encodes 649 amino acids. NCBI's taxonomy places the organism in Eukaryota, Fungi, Ascomycota, Sordariomycetes, Hypocreales, Clavicipitaceae. The transcript has 4 exons.